CGCCCCAAUUGUCCCAUUCACCGGUCAGUCGGUCACCAGCCAUGGACUCCGAGACCUUCCAACGACGCCGUCGAACCAAUUCCACUCACAACAAAAACAACGCCGUCGUAGGAGAGGAAAGGUUGAACCGCAGCGAGGUACUUGCAAAGAAGAAAGCCAUUGAACAACUCAUCAAAGCAGCAAAUGCCAAAAUUGAUCAACUCGCAUUUUUCCCCUCUUAUCGCCACUUCAAAAUUAACGGUCUCUCGGUGUGUUUGAAGUCGGGACAUGGCAAUAAACUUUCCUCUCCGGUUAAACGUUAUAUUCAGAAUCUCCUUAAGCUUAACAUGGAAGGGCCAUAUGGAUCUGAGUGGCAAGAGGAAGAAAAGGUGAAGCGUAGAGAAAUGGUUGAUCCCGAAGCACGCUAUAUAUUUGUGCAUGUGGUUCCUAAUUCAAAUGUUGAUGACAUGACAACGGUGUUGACUGAGGAAGAUACUUCGACAAGUUGUCAAGAAGAUAGUAGCCCCUUGGUUGGAUUUGUACAUUACCGCUUUGUUUCGGAAGAAGAUGUACCUGUGCUUUAUGUGUAUGAACUACAGCUUGAGCCUCGCGUCCAGGGGAAAGGAUUGGGAAAGUUUCUAAUGGAACUUAUUGAGCUUAUCGCCCAAAAGAACUGCAUGGGUGCUGUCAUGCUAACUGUUCAGAAGGCAAACUUAUUAGCUAUGAAUUUCUAUAUGAGUAAGCUAAGAUAUAUCAUAUCAGCCACGUCGCCUUCUAAGGCUAAUCCAAUGCUGGAGAAGAGUUAUGAAAUUCUUUGCAGAACAUUUGAUGACGAUGCUAAAACUAUUUUUGAGGUACAGCACUCAGUACACCAUUAGAUUGACUUUCUACAAUACUAUCACUGAAUUUCAUAAAACCUAUGCACUUAUGAGCAGGUUAUCUGAAUCAAUCAGGUUUCAAGGUUUAUUCACCAAUGACUAUGAGCUAUUGAGCUAUUUGUCUAGAUCAUUUAGGUUAAUGUGUUCUUUUUUAUAAAAAAAAUAGUAAUAGAUGUUGCACCAGAUUGAUCUAUUCCAGUUGAACUCCUCUGAUUGUUACACUUACAUCACAACUGUUUGUAGGUGAUUGAAAACAAUUUUUUGAAUACAAUUUUUAUAUAAAUUUGCAAAUUUGUAAUUAGGUUCAUAAAAAUAGAUGUCGGCAUCAGAUUGCAGCAUAACUGUUUUUGUUAAUUAAUGAGCUUCACUUUGUUCAGGCACAACACAAGCAUUUACCGCAUUAACAUUUAUGUUCUGUGAAACAUCAACAUGUUUAAAUGAUCUUUUAGUUGGCUCUAGAGUGAACUAAAGAUAAUGUAAAUAGGAAAUUUUUGCUUACACAAAUUUCAACGCCAUCUCUCAUUCAUCAGUUUUUCUCCAUAGAACCUCUUUUGUUUUGUUUGCAGGAUAGUGAAUGAGUUGCAGAAAUUCAGCUCAACUUAUUGGUCUUAUUGUUUUUGUUUAUGGCAUCUUCAUCGUAUUAAUUGAGUCGCCCUGUUUACAUUUCCUUUACACCAGAUUUUCUUUUGUUUCUUACUUUGUUUUGUACUGUCAUUUUUAAUUACUUGUUUAUUUUGGAUUCAUCUCAAAUUCUCAAUGAGACAAAUUUUUCAUAGUAUAUUUAUAUUGCGGUGAAAUAUAGCUUACCCACUUCAAGUGCGAGCAAAAGCUAUAUUCUCGUGUCAACUGCAUUGGGACAGAUGAUAAAA
Trifolium pratense (red clover) is the source of this 1726-nucleotide messenger RNA. Its product is annotated as N-alpha-acetyltransferase 40. Gene Ontology annotation, molecular function: histone H2A acetyltransferase activity; protein N-terminal-serine acetyltransferase activity; histone H4 acetyltransferase activity. NCBI's taxonomy places the organism in Eukaryota, Viridiplantae, Streptophyta, Magnoliopsida, Fabales, Fabaceae. Gene Ontology annotation, cellular component: nucleus. The transcript has 7 exons. The record is from RefSeq and is a predicted model, not a curated record. Bases 42 to 857 code for a protein of 271 amino acids.